Medicago truncatula (barrel medic) is the source of this 2392-nucleotide messenger RNA. Its product is annotated as polyadenylate-binding protein 2. The coding region runs from base 229 to 2172 and encodes 647 amino acids. Gene Ontology annotation, molecular function: RNA binding. The record is from RefSeq and is a predicted model, not a curated record. The transcript is spliced from 9 exons. Lineage: Eukaryota; Viridiplantae; Streptophyta; Magnoliopsida; Fabales; Fabaceae.
CAAAAAACACGUAAGCACCAUUGCGGUGCAGUGCAGCCUUCUCUGCCCUCCCAAAAACCAAAAAAAUUUCAGUUUCUCCGUCGCUACUAUUCCCGUUCCGAUCACCGGCGGGUUUAUCCAAAAUCCAAAAAAAAACUGGAACUUUUUUUUUGCAGAACUGAUUAGGGUUUAAUUUCUAUUAAUCAAUUAUCAUUAUCGUUAUUAUUAUCGAUUUGUGAAGAACUUUCAAUGGCGCAGAUUCAGGUUCAACAUCAAACUCCGGCACCAGUUCCAGCACCUUCGAACGGCGUCGUACCGAACGUUGCGAAUCAGUUUGUUACGACGUCUUUGUACGUUGGUGAUCUUGAGGUGAAUGUGAAUGAUUCUCAGCUUUACGAUCUGUUUAAUCAGGUUGGACAAGUGGUUUCGGUUAGGGUUUGUAGGGAUUUGGCUACUCGUCGUUCGCUUGGUUAUGGUUAUGUUAAUUUCACUAACCCUCAGGAUGCGGCUAGGGCUUUGGAUGUUCUGAAUUUUACUCCUAUGAACAACAAAUCUAUUAGGGUUAUGUAUUCUCAUCGUGAUCCUAGUAGUCGCAAGAGCGGCACUGCUAAUAUUUUUAUCAAGAAUUUGGAUAAGACAAUUGAUCACAAAGCUUUACAUGACACUUUUUCUUCUUUCGGACAAAUUAUGUCUUGCAAAAUAGCAACUGAUGGUUCUGGUCAGUCUAAAGGCUAUGGUUUUGUCCAAUUUGAGGCUGAGGAUUCUGCUCAGAAUGCAAUUGAUAAGUUAAAUGGAAUGCUGAUCAAUGACAAGCAGGUGUUUGUGGGUCAUUUCCUACGUAAGCAAGAUAGAGAUAACGUUCUCAGUAAGACAAAAUUUAACAAUGUCUAUGUGAAAAACCUAUCAGAGUCAUUUACGGAAGAUGACUUGAAAAAUGAAUUUGGAGCUUAUGGGACCAUUACUAGUGCUGUUUUGAUGAGAGAUGCUGAUGGUAGGUCGAAGUGUUUUGGAUUUGUCAAUUUUGAAAAUGCAGAAGAUGCUGCUAAAGCUGUUGAGGCAUUAAAUGGUAAAAAGGUUGACGACAAGGAAUGGUAUGUUGGUAAAGCCCAGAAAAAAUCUGAACGUGAGCAAGAGCUGAAAGGACGGUUCGAGCAGACUGUAAAGGAAUCUGUAGUAGACAAAUUUCAAGGUCUGAACUUGUAUCUCAAGAACUUGGAUGAUUCCAUUACUGAUGAAAAACUCAAGGAAAUGUUCUCCGAGUUUGGCACAAUUACUUCAUACAAGAUUAUGCGAGACCCAAAUGGAGUCAGCAGAGGAUCUGGCUUUGUUGCAUUUUCAACUCCAGAGGAAGCAUCAAGAGCUCUUGGCGAGAUGAAUGGCAAAAUGAUCGUUAGCAAACCUCUCUAUGUUGCUGUUGCACAGAGAAAGGAAGAUAGAAGAGCAAGAUUGCAGGCACAAUUUUCACAAAUGAGGCCUGUUGCAAUUACACCUUCUGUUGCACCCCGAAUGCCACUCUACCCUCCUGGUACUCCUGGUCUUGGACAGCAAUUUAUGUAUGGUCAAGGACCCCCAGCCAUGAUGCCUCCACAAGCUGGAUUUGGAUAUCAGCAGCAGCUUGUUCCUGGGAUGAGACCUGGUGGUGGUCCUAUGCCAAGCUACUUCGUUCCAAUGGUUCAGCAGGGCCAACAAGGUCAGCGCCCUGGUGGACGUCGAGGAGGUCCUGGUCAACAACCCCCGCAGCAAGUGCCAAUGAUGCAGCAGCAGAUGCUUCCAAGGCAACGUGUUUAUCGCUACCCUCCUGGUCGCAGCAACAUUCAAGAUGCCCCUGUGCAAAACAUUGGUGGAGGAAUGAUGUCCUAUGACAUGGGAGGUUUGCCACUUCGCGAUGUUGUACCACCUAUGCCCAUUCAUGCUUUGGCUACAGCACUUGCGAAUGCUCCCCCUGAACAGCAGAGGACUAUGCUUGGAGAGGCUUUGUAUCCGCUAGUAGAUCAGCUGGAACAUGAUUCAGCAGCUAAGGUUACUGGCAUGCUUCUGGAGAUGGACCAGCCUGAAGUAUUGCAUUUGAUCGAGUCACCAGAUGCUCUCAAGGCUAAAGUUGCUGAAGCCAUGGAGGUGUUGAGAAAUGUUAGUCAACAGCAAGGAAACAGCCCGGCGGAUCAACUAGCCUCACUCUCUCUCAAUGACUCUUAGAUUCUAUUAAUCCGUCUACAUGAAUUCCACACCAUCAUUUCUAUACCCCCCAAACCCCGUUUUUUUUUCUUUUCUUUUCUUUUUCGGUCUUUUAGUUUGAUGAUGUUUGUCGGCACUAAGGAAGUUACUGCAUUCUAUGUACUUGUGUUUUUAUUUAUUUUUUAUUUGGUCAUACUUUAGGAUUACCAACAAUUGGAUUUAUGGAUCUAUCGGUUGUUUA